Oreochromis niloticus (Nile tilapia) is the source of this 1593-nucleotide messenger RNA. It is a transcript of the gene mthfs, whose product is annotated as 5,10-methenyltetrahydrofolate synthetase (5-formyltetrahydrofolate cyclo-ligase). Lineage: Eukaryota; Metazoa; Chordata; Actinopteri; Cichliformes; Cichlidae. Gene Ontology annotation, molecular function: 5-formyltetrahydrofolate cyclo-ligase activity. The record is from RefSeq and is a predicted model, not a curated record. Bases 290 to 805 code for a protein of 171 amino acids. The transcript has 4 exons. Gene Ontology annotation, biological process: folic acid-containing compound biosynthetic process; tetrahydrofolate interconversion. Gene Ontology annotation, cellular component: mitochondrion.
AUACCAAAGAAGAAACAUGUUCGGUAGUGGUAUCCACUACAGCUUUACUGUAAUGUUUACGGACCUUUUACGGUUCAGGGUCGUCCUGAUUUUACUUCGUUUACUCGUCACAGUACCAGUCUUGUGUUGAUCAGCCUGUUAAUGUUUAAUGUUGGGAAAGUUGCAUGAAGCAGAAUAGAUGUCGAAAUCCCUUCUGUUACACAACUCGGUAGAGAACAUUUUACCAGUAGACGUGCUCAAACUCUUAAUGUAAAUCAUCUCUUUUCAUUUAGCUUAAUUAAAUGUUAGAAUGGCCGCCUUGCGAGCAGCAAAGCAAGGCCUGAGGAAAGAAUUAAAGCGACGGGUUGCCACAGUGACGGACGACGAGAAACGACGGCAGUCUCUUGUCGUUUCACAGAAGUUGUUCAGUCACCCCAAGUAUGUGUCCUCUCAGCGGAUUGCUGUGUUUCUGAGUAUGAAGGAUGAAGUGAAUACUCAGGAAAUCAUCAAGGACAUGCUUAAGUGUGGUAAAAGCUGCUUCAUUCCUAGAUAUGAGAGUACUAGCAGUCAUAUGGACAUGUUGAAGGUCAACAGUCUGCAGGACAUAGAGAUGCUGCCUCUGACCUCCUGGAAUAUCCGGCAGCCUGCCAGGGAUGAUAACAGCAGAGAGGAAGCAUUGGCUUCAGGAGGUCUGGACCUGAUUUUGAUUCCAGGGCUGGGCUUUGACCGUGCCAGGAACCGACUGGGACGAGGGAAGGGUUUCUAUGAUAACUACCUGGAGCGUUGCAAAAAACACCCCAAAGGCUCACUCAGACAACCACAGUAGUGGGGUGUAAGCCAGCGGUUCUCAAACUUUGGCAUAUCACGAGAGGGGAAAAGUUCACAAGACAUAUUUUCAACUAAUUCUUAACAUAAAAAGGCCCGAGCUGAAUCAAUUAAUGUAAGCAUCAUCACACUGUAUAUUUUCUUAACAAAAAUCAUUGAAAUUAGUGUAACUAAAUAAUUUGUUGUUGUCUUCCAUGCUCAAUUGCAAUUAUAUUAUUCCUCACACUAACUACUGUUGUUAACUGGAUGGAAGCUUUAUCAGUGAGGAAGCACAUGCAAGUUACUUGAGAAAAAGGAAAGUAUGAAUUGUAUUUACAUUUUUUGUAGAAUUAUUAACCAUUCUUACCUAUUUACAUAGCUUCAAAAACAUUAGCAAAUGUAGCUUAAAUCACUAGAUUAGAUAGAGCCCAUAUUUUUUUGCUUUGCAUCUGUAAACAGACCUUAACAAAUACAAACAAAUCUUUUUUUGCACACACACAAAUUCUCAUCUAUAGAUGCACAAACAUAAAAUUUUCAGAUGUUUUGGUUUACAAAGUUACAAAACUCAUAACUACACAGUCUGAUUUACAAGUACAAAAUAUUUAUGACCACAGUUUGAGCCCAUAUACCUCUUUCUCCCAACAAGGUUUAAGUGUUUCCUGUGUGAGGUGAUCCUGUUCAUGCCCUUGCAAAUUCAUCCAGCAAUUUAAUGAAAAUUGUUUUCUUCUGAUAUCAAGAGGCAUUUCUCCCAUUUCCAUCUGAAGUGUAGCUGUUGGGGUUGAUUUUGUUGCAGCUGUACAGAGUCUUAAA